UGACUGCGGAUGGUCCGGGGCUGUGAAUUCAGAACUCCUGACUCCUGCAGUGGAAAGUUGAUGGGAAGGGUCCUGCUGGUUGCAGUUCCUGCACUUUGCUCCACCUCUGGAGUGGGAGGGAGGAGCCUGGCCCCAUCCUGCAGAAAGAGCUUUUCAGUCAAGCUGAGGAAAAGUGGUUUGAUUAUUUGUGGCAAGGGGAACCUGUCUUCCCCAAGUGCAGUUCCAUUAAUUAUAGAUUAUGAUUUAUAGCAGGAGAAAUGAAAAUAGCAGCUGUUAGCUCCUCUUCCAUUCCGAUGAAAUCAAAUUUGCCCAAUUCUAGUCUGAAUUUGUGCUUUUGUUAUCCUCCAGAGAGGAAAGUAAUUGUUCUCUUGCCUGCUGUAGGGCUGGGUUGCAACACUUAGCAAGUGGCUUCUCAUCAGGGCUGGUGCUGAAUAGCUUUGUUUUGCUCCUACGCAGAAUACGUUGGUGUUUGUUUCUCUCCCCGGGAAGCUCAUGUGCUCAUUACACCCGGGAACAUCUUUAUGUUGGGAAAUAAAGGUCAUGAGUGUUUCCUUUCACCUAUCCAGCCAGGAGUCAGACUGAAAUACGCGGGAGGUGGUGAGAAGUCUUUUCAGCAAAAGGAGCUUUUGGCGUGUUUUUCACUAGGCAGCCGGUCCUCAGCACAGAAGCCAUCACUGCUUUUGUCCUUGCCCUGGGUCUGGCGGUGCUGAUUUCCUGCUCUGGAGACCGAACGCUGCUAUUUCGGGGUCCUGCUGCCUCUCCCCGUUGCUCUGGGUGAAGGAGGAGAAGAGUGUCUGAAUGAGUGAGCUGCGAUGGAUAACAAAGACGCAGAAGCUGAGAUCCACCCUCUGAAGACAGAGGAUGUAAAAGCUCAAGAGAACCAUGAAAACUUUGUUGAGAGAAGAAUUAUCAUCAAGCAGUCAUCACAACUGUCUCGGCUGUCCCGGUGGCGCACUGCUGCCUUCUUCAUCUCAUUAUUUCUGUGUCUGAUAAUUGUGUUUGCUUUCUCGUUUAUCAUUCCUUGCCCAGAGAGGCCUAUUUCGGAAAGAACAUGGUUCCAAUACUAUGAAAAUGCAGUGGCUUACCAGUUUCUUGCCAUAGAAGAUGUGGACAAGGACAAAGUGCAAGAUGUCAUCUUCGCUUUCAGAGCUAGCAACGGCAGCAGCAACUUCAACCAUACUUGUUUGGAUGAAGGUCUCCCUUCUCCAUGUGCCUUUCUUGCUGCCGUGUCUGGCAAAAAUGGCACAGUGCUGUGGGAGAAGCCGGCUGCCAAGGAGGUCGAGUGGAUGCAGUGCGGCAUCGAGCAGCUCGGGGAGGCUUCGGAACCGGGUUGCCUCGUCGUGGGGAAGCCGGCGUCGCUCACCGCGCUCAACCAGACAGGGGACGUUCAGUGGAGACACUCAAAUGACUUUGGAGCUAAUUAUACUGUGCUGACUCCCUUGUCAGUGAUUCCAGAUGUGGAUAGUGAUGGAGUUCAGGACCUGAUAAUCUUUGUUGCUACAGGAGAUAAGAUUAAGACCUUCAUCCAUUCGGGAAGAAAUGGCAAUGAGAUCGGCUCCACUGAAAGUCACAGCAUGGGUGGGAAGGCUCAUUAUAUCAGUCUGAACGUAGGCUCUUCCUCCUACUUCCUUUUCUAUACAGGCAACUCUGUCUAUGCAUAUUCCCUGAAAGAGCUCUACAGUGCAGCAACUGGGAUGGAAAAUUCGCUUCCCAGCCUUGAGCAAGAUCCUCUGUGGGAAAGGAACAUUGACCCAACCACACACCGCUUCUACCUUCCCAGCUCUGGAGACAUUCAUUACCUGGCAAAAAUUCCUGGGGCAUCACGGGACAACGUCCUGGUUGUGAACUCGGAGAUGGCUACGCUGAUCAAUCCACAGAAUCUUCAGACUUUGUGGACCCUCAAUGUGUCCCGUGUUAUGAGUGAGCCACGGCUUGGUUACUACAAACCUGAUGUUCUUGGUGUUGUCCUUGAGAGUGAGAUCGGGCCCAACAGGAAGAAGGUUAUGAUUGUUGAGGGUGGAUCUGGAGCAGUCCAGUGGGACCUGAAGCUGAACUCGAGAGCAGAGAGCCCGGGGCUUGCCACACUUUCUACUGCUGAUCACCGGUCCACCUUCCUCAUCUGGGGUGAAUACAACGUUGCAGGAAAUGAAACGGGAUCCACAGCGCCUCAGCAGAAGCUGUAUCUGUUCCAUCCUUCCUACACUAACGUCCUGUUGGAGCUCCGCAAUAACACAGACCAGAUCAUUGCGUUCAGUGCCGCGCUGUUUGAGCGGAGCCGUCACGCCUGCUAUGUGCUGUUGACUGGGCCUCAACCCGGCGAGGAGCCGGGGUUGGUAUCUCUGAUGAAGCGCAAGCUGAAGGAGGAUGUCUCGGAGAGCAAGGUGAUCUGGCUGAGCCAGGUGGCUGUGGACAGUGAGCAGUACAUCCGGGACCGCCUCUACAGGAUGCGAUUCCACAGCCGAGUGUGAGUUCACUGGGAGAGCAGGAGAGGCUGCUCUGGCCCCUCUCCUCUGCAGCACUGCACUUAGCAAACCCCGAUCACGGAUUCCAAUGGGAAGCUGCCUUUCUCGAUCUGCAAACCAAAGUGUGGCUGGCAGGGAAGCUCCCCCAGUGCCUGGGUAUGCCCAGGCUGUGGGAGCAGCUGCCGGCGCAUCCACUGUCAGAGCUGAUGGGACUUCAGUGCUUGGCCGCCACUGAGGUGUCGUGAGCUCAGGGAUGAGGUCUUUCCCCUUGGUCCUUCUGCGCCCGCAGAACUGUGCUGACUCAGCCUCUAUCUGGAGGAAAACAUGCUCGUGGGGAUGCCUGAGCUGAUUAUUUCCUGGGUGCUUGCAUGAGAAGUGGAGCUUUGGUGUGUGGUGUUAGAUUUCCUUUCUGAGUCAGCUCUCCUGGCUGCAGGAGAGGUGCUUGACUGCAGAGCCUUUUGCAAUCGUCCUCUCCUGAACUUGAUCCCCCCUUCAAUAAUGGGUGUGUAGUGCUAGACCCCAGCCAUGGCUGAUGACUUGGCUAGGUCCUACCUGUGCCAGCAGGGCACAGAUUAAAGUUUCAUUCUACUCAGAAAAUGACCUUUUCACCUGAGAAUAGCCCCGUGUACCCCACCGGGCAGUCACAAGCCUACCCAUGUCUUCUGUGCUGCUUCCUUUCCUGCCAGGCUGUACAGCACUGGUGACACUGACAGGGAGCUGGUCUCCCACCUGACCCAUACGUCCACAUCCCAGCCCCCUUGUGAUUGUAGUUGAUACAAUAACAUGAGGCUUGCUGGUCCCUUCAGGUGUGGACACCACCUCUCCUCUUGGUUUCGAGGUGCCAGGGGAUCUAGGACACUUACUAGAGUAGAAUUGCACUUUAACCUUUCCUGGGAGCUUGGCCUGCUGCUCCCGGGAGCUCUCUGUACUCCAGUGGCAAUGCCAGCUGUCCUGAAAAUACUAAUUUGGCCUUGCAGCUACUGAGGAGUCUUUUCCAAGUUCUGUCCCCUCUGCCAGGGGGCGGGCAAGCUGCAAGACAGAUGUAAGCCACUAAGAGACAACGCAGGCUGUAUGUGCAGCACUGCUCCAAGGAGAGCUCUGUGCUGCCUCCCGGCCCCUCGGAUUGAAGUGAUGCUGGGGGAGGAUCUCCAGGUGUUGUUCUCUCUGAAGGUGCAGCCUGGCGGCCCGAGGGAGUGGGUCUUGCUGGCUGGACGGGCUGCUGUGUGAAGGUGAUGUCUCCCUUGGAGAUGUCUUUAGUGUGCUGUGUCUGCUCUGCCCUGUUCCUGGUGGGCACCGGUGCAGGCUGUAGGAAAAAUGUGCAAAAAGCCUGGAAACCAGUUUGCAUAGGCUGCUGGGUCCUGAAAGCUGCUGUCCCCACACCAGCUGCACUGAGACAGCUGCUGUUCGCACGCUGCUGGGCGUCCCUUUGGCUGGUGAGAGGGAGGUGGACAGAAAACACAGCUGAACACGGUGGAGUUUGCAUCCUAAAAAACCUCCCAGGUUUCGUGGGGUUAGCCAGGGCCUUCCUCCCUCGUGCAGUCUCAGCCUGGGGCACCUGCAGGCGUACUGCAGGGUGAGCAACCUGAGACAGAACUUGAGAGCUUGUGUAGGUGCAGGAAUGAGUUCUCUCGGGGCAGCCACUGACAUUUCCCGUGCUGCAGGAGCGGCUCUGAGCGUGGGCAGCUGGGGUCACGCAGAACUGUGCGUGUGGCUGCAGCUCCCCCAGCCUUGCAGCAAAAUGAGCUGUGGCACCCAUAGUCCGGCCACACACCCACCCACUGCUGCCCCGCGGCCCCGUAGCUGCUGAUCGGGUGUGCUUGCACCCUCUGCCAGUCAGAGCUGUGCAGGAUGGGUGCCCGGUGGCCUGGAUCUGUGUGGUUGCCACAGAUUGCAUCCCUCUGAGGUUCCCGGGGCAGCGAGCACGCCCAGGCUUUAUUCUUGCCAUAACCACACUGGCUCCCUUCCUCCUCAGCUCCCUGCGCAGGCCUGACCUUCGUGGUAGGCACACUGAAUGUUCUCCUUCAAUAGUGCUGGGUUUUCAGCUCUUGGGGGGCUUUUCUGGCUUUAAGUUAUCUGUUCAUGUUUCCAAAUACUUCGGAGAUCCAGAAUUCCCUGUGGCAGCUCAACUAAACGCAUCAGUGCCAAACCAGCACCUUCUUAACAAAACAAGUCCUUUUUGCAGCUUCUUUCCGUGUGUAAUUGUUUUUUUGCAGUAUUUAAUGAAUGACUUUGUGCCUUGAUUCAAUAACUCAGAUGGGUGAUGAUGGCAUUAUAUCACUGUGUUAUGCGUUAGUGUGUUUUUUAACACUACGACUGUUUGAAUUGGUUCUUUAACUUAUUGCAAAUUGUGCUGUAUAGGACUUGGUCUAACUGUAAUGGUUUCAAUAAAUCCUCUUUUGCAUUGUUUGUAAA
Anas platyrhynchos (mallard) is the source of this 4874-nucleotide messenger RNA. Lineage: Eukaryota; Metazoa; Chordata; Aves; Anseriformes; Anatidae. The record is from RefSeq and is a predicted model, not a curated record.